CGCGCCUCUCUCUCCUCUGUGUGUGUUGCCUUUGCGCUGGGGUGAAGCCGCAUAGAAAGCGUCUCCAUAAUGCGGGCGUGAAGCGCUCCAUGUAGCGACGCGGAUUUAGGGGCGGAGGGGUAUUCACCGGCAUCACAAACACCGGGUACCGGAGGAAUACAAUGUCGAACCGAAAGCACCGGGACAACCAGGAGAUCUGCGCCCGCAAGGUCCGGGAGCUGGCCCAGUCCGGAGUAAACAAACACUGCUUCGAGUGCAGCCAGCCCGGGGUGACUUACACCGACAUCACGGCGGGCAGCUUCGUCUGCACGUCGUGCUCCGGAAUGCUGAGAGGCCUCAACCCUCCCCAUAGAGUCAAGUCCAUCUCCAUGACAACCUUCUCCCAACAGGAAGUGGAAUUCCUCCAAAACCAUGGCAACGAGGUCGGGAGGAGGACUUGGUUGUGCGUGUUUGACCCAAAGACGGACGGCUGCUCCGACAUGAAGGACUCUCAGAAGUUCAAAGAGUUCCUGCAGGACAAAUACGAGAAGAAAAAGUGGCAUUUUUCCAAAAGUAAGAACCGGAGGGAUGUGGAGGGUCCUUGGAGCCCGGGGGUCCAGGCAGUGCCCCCCUCCCAUGGUCCCUUAACCAACCAGGCCCCCUCCCACAACCUGCCCCCUAACGCCAGGUCCACAAGGCCACUGUCUCAGUCCCAGCUGCCGUCGUGGGAUCGAGCUCCCGCCAUCUCGCCCGCUGACAUGCGGACGGACGUGUUCACCGCUCGGCCGCUGCGCUCCCAAAGCUUCAGAGACCCCACUCUGAAAGAUCCCACCCUGUGCGGGAUAGAGAGGCAGCGGCCGGGCUCGCUGUCGUCGGCGCUGGGGGCUCAGAGCCACGUCCCCUCCUUCCCCGCCCUCCCUCGGCCCUCAGCCAGUAGCUCUUUCAAAAACCACUUCACUUUAGGUCGUACGGUAUCGGCCUCGGGGACCUCGGGGCCCUUCAGGGCCUUCCCCAAGUCUCUCAGCGUGGACUUCGGAGGUCUGCACCAUCCUCAUCAGCAGCAUCUGCCCCACUCUCUGUCCCAGCAGCAGGCCGGAAGUGUCGGCCAGACGACGGCACCGGUCCCUGGCUCCAACCCCCAGGACAGAUACGCUGCGGUGUCACAUCUGGACAGCUGUUUCAUUGACCCACCCACGGUCACGGCUCCACCUGGCGGUCCGCCGCAGUACAAUGCCAUCUUCGGCAGCAGGCCCUCGUCCAGCUCCACUCCUGCCAGUUCCCCCGGCGUCGACACGGUCUCCAGCUCCCAAACCUUUGCAAAUUUCCCAAACCCGUUCAGCUCCAGCUCCGCUUCCCAGCAGCCCGUCGCCCUCUCCCCCAGUAACCCCUUCAGCAACGCAUCAGGAGGUGACUCCAGUGCAUUCGUCACCUCGCCCACCUCCGACUUUCCUCCGUCUGCCUCCUUCCUAGCACCCAACACCCAGAAUGCAUUUCACCAUGAGUCAGCCAGCAACCAGGAAGCCAACGGUUUCGCCUCCUUCCCUGCGCCCGACUCUCAGCCCAAAGUCCCUCGGCCGAUGUCGGUGAACCCGUUUACGGGGAACGUUUACCCCAGUCGAGGGACGUCGCGAAACCCUUUCAUCUGACUCCCCCCCACCUCUCCUUACUUCACUCACCCAUUUGUCUCCCUCUGGGAACCCGAGAGAGAAGUGAACUUAAGGAGUCGCUGCCAUUUCAAUGCCUCUGGAGUGUUGUCACCCUCUGGGGGAGGCUUUGACGUAACCCAAUUACACCCUCUCUCUCUCUCUCUCUCUCUCUCUCUCUCUCUCUCUCUCUCUCUCUGUCUGUGUUUACGUGUUUGUAGGAGACAAAAACAUGUGUGAAUGUAAUUAUGUGGGUGUGUGUGUGUGAGAGAGAUCGGUCGCCUGCCGUGUUUGUACCACGUGACAUUACGUCAAAAGGUGUUAGUGUGCCGGUAGACGCCAACCUCAGGGCUCAGUGGGAGUCGCGAGUAAACUACUUUUUUUUAUUUUUUUGCAGAAACCCACAUAUAUGACACACACAUACAUGUCGCUGCUGCUACUUUGCUUUCAUCUCCUGCUUAAAAAGUGCAACGAAACAGCCCGCCAGUGAAUGCAUCAGCGUUGUGUCCUGGUUUUUAAAAACAACAACAACAACAACAAAAAGUCUCUCCGUUGUCCAAAGGAAGAGCCAGUUGAGACUCUGCGUCACGAGUUUCUACAGAGGGUCAUAAACAGCCUUAACAGCCUCCUGAUGCAUGUGAAUUAGCUUUUCUAUGUGAUGGGUGUGGGGGACAUGUUUGCAUUCAUCACAGUUUUAUUUUAUUAUUUUAUUUUUAGGUCAUCCUUUUGCAGGAUAAUCUAUGUUUUUUUUCCACUUCCUAGGCUGCAUGCGCUUAGAGGGCUAAAAGGAGAUACUACUGAAUGUAAAAAAAAAAAAAGAAGAAAUUUCAGAAUUACUUAAAUGUGUGUAUAUAUAUAUCUAUAUAUAUAUCUAUAUAUAUAUAUAUCUAUAUAUACUUCAUGGCUUCAUGUUCCGGACCAAAAUGUUUCUCGGUUGUUCUUUUUUUUUUUUCGGUUUGACAUUGGAGGCGAAGUUCAUUUCCCUUAUUUUGCCAAAAAGAAAAAGAGAUUCAUGUGUCUUUGUAAUGACAAGUAUUCAUGUUCAUAAAAUCAGUUUGUUGCUUCUUAA
This is a messenger RNA of Anarrhichthys ocellatus (wolf-eel), 2691 nucleotides long. It is a transcript of the gene agfg2, whose product is annotated as ArfGAP with FG repeats 2. NCBI's taxonomy places the organism in Eukaryota, Metazoa, Chordata, Actinopteri, Perciformes, Anarhichadidae. The transcript is spliced from 14 exons. The coding region runs from base 162 to 1625 and encodes 487 amino acids. Gene Ontology annotation, molecular function: GTPase activator activity. The record is from RefSeq and is a predicted model, not a curated record. Gene Ontology annotation, biological process: spermatid nucleus differentiation; acrosome assembly; intermediate filament organization. Gene Ontology annotation, cellular component: cytoplasmic vesicle; cytoplasm; membrane.